AUAUCUGACUACUUCUCAAGCUUUCAAGACGCGGCAAUACAAAACAUUACUUUGUGAAAUUAUCAUUGUAAUGCUAUUUGGCAUAUAACUGGUUUAUUGACACAUUAUUAGUGUGGAAUAUGGACAAAGGGCAGAACAUGGAUCGGUAUUCAAAAAGAUCUAUUAAACCAGGCAAUGAUACUGAAGAUAGCGAAAUUGGUCAAACCAAGAAGCAGAAAAUGGACGCUGAUUAUUUUGAGAAUUAUGGUGAUAUAGCUAUACAUGAAGAAAUGUUACGAGACAAGAUACGAACAAACGCUUACAGAAUGGCUAUAUUAAAGAAUUAUAAGAAGUUUUAUGGUAAGACAGUACUAGAUGUUGGAGCUGGGACGGGUAUUUUAAGUUUAUUCUGUGUUCAAGCUGGAGCUAAAAAGGUGUACGCUAUAGAAGCUAGUCAAAUGGCUGAGCAGACGAGAAGAAUUGUAAAAGAAAAUGAAAUGGAUGACAGAAUUGAAGUAAUAAACUGUAAAGUAGAGGAGGCGGAGUUAUCAGAAAAAGUUGAUAUUAUUGUUAGUGAAUGGAUGGGAUAUAAUUUACUGUACGAGUCUAUGCUGGAAUCCAUUUUAUUCGCCAGGGAUAAAUUUUUAAAAAAGGAUGGCCACAUGUUUCCUGAUAAAGCUACCCUAUAUUUGGCACCAAUUACUGACGAUGAAUAUACAGACAGAUUGUGUAUUUGGAAUGAUGUUGAAGAUUUUUAUAAAGUAUCUAUGAAAAGUAUGAUACCGUAUGCCAGACAAUGCAUAUCGAAAACUGUCCAGAUAAUGUGUAUUCCCCAAGAAUGGGUUCAGUCCCACGGUUGUCAAAUAUUUAUUUCUAAUUUAAAAACAAUCAGUUUAUCAGAAAUACAGACCGUCCAGAGUAAUUUUGAAUUUAAAUGUUUCGGCCAUUCUACAAUCCAUGGAUUCGUGACUUGGUUUACUGUAGAAUUUCCUGCUAAUAUAACGUUAACCACUUCACCUUAUACCGAUGAAACUCAUUGGGCUCAAACUGUACUCCACAUCAGAGACCCUUUCAGUGUUGAACAGGAUACUACAAUUAGUGGAAGUAUAACAAUAAAACCUAAUGACGGUAAACCCAGGUUUUUGGAUAUCUGUCUUGUACAUAAAAAGGACGAAGGUGAUGUAAAGAUUGACAAAUUCUUAAUGGACGAACAUUUGACAUGAAGGGUGAAUAAGUGGCUAAGGGGGUAGAAUGGAUUUCUACUCUCCGGUGUAAUAAAACCAAAUAAAUAGGGAUGACCUUGGCAUUGCUGAAGUAUUCGAGUAUGAAGGCUUACAUCGUGAUGAUAAGUGUAUUUAAAGUCGAUGUGUGGACGGAGAUGUGGAUAUAUUCAGAAUGUUUCGAGUUCCAACAGCUAAUUUAUGAGUAGCUGAGAUGACAUUUUGUGUACAACCUGACAUUAUAUUGUGACUGGUAGUAUUAUAAACUAGAUUAAUAAACACCGAAUGACUAUCAUAGGAAUUAAACACAACAUGUACAGUUGUGACAUCAGCUUGACUAUGAUAAAUCUAAAGACCGAGUGCACCAGAUGUGAUAUCAGCAUGACUAUCAUAGGAAUUAAACACAACAUGUACAGUUGUGACAUCAGCUUGACUAUGAUAGGAUCUAAAGACCGAGUGCACCAGAUGUGAUAUCAGCUUGACUAUGAUAGAAAUUAAACACAACAUGUACAGUUGUGAUAUCCGCUUGACUAUGAUAGGAAUUAAACACAACAUGUACAGUUGUGAUAUCCGCUUGACUAUGAUAGUAUUUUGACCAUGUACCAGUUGUGUUAUCAGCUUGACUAUGAUAGGAUUUAAACACAGCAUGUACAGUUGUGAUAUCAGCUUGACUAUGAUAGGAUUUUUAAACGUGUACCAGUUGUGUUAUCAGCUUGACUAUGAUAGGAUUUAAACGCCGAAUGUAACGACAGUUGUGAUAAUCAGCUCAGCUAUGACAGGAUUUAAGCACACAAUGUAACAGUUGUGAGAUCAGCCUGACUAUGAUAUGAUUUAAGCACACAAUAUUUCAGUCGUGAAACCAGCCUGACUAUGAUAGAAUGUACAGUUGUGAUACCAGCUUGACUAUGAUAGGAUCUAAACACACCAAAACAUAGAAAUAUGCAGUCUAUUAUACAGCUUUAGAAAUUUAUUGGAUACAUGAUUAAACUUAUUAGACCCUCGGCAGUUGGAAUUCGAUAUAGGAGUAGGGCGUGGUGUCGCUGUCCGGGAAAAAUUCCCCUCUUAUUUCAUAGUGUAUUCGAAGUGUUCAAGGAUUUCAAUUCAAAACAGGUCAUCGUGUAUACCUCAAGUGUAAAAAUAAAACAAAAAUAGACACGG
Molecule: messenger RNA, 2357 nt
Organism: Patella vulgata (common limpet)
Lineage: Eukaryota; Metazoa; Mollusca; Gastropoda; Patellidae
Product: protein arginine N-methyltransferase 6
Exons: 13
Coding region: 120-1202 (360 amino acids)
Biological process (GO): peptidyl-arginine methylation
Molecular function (GO): protein-arginine N-methyltransferase activity
Source: RefSeq, a predicted model, not a curated record